AUGCCUUGCAAAAUUGAGAAAAUCAAGAACUUCCUGCUCACAGCCAGGAGGCAGGAUGCCAAAUCUGUCAAGAUCAGGAAAAAUGGUAAUGUGAAGUUUAAAGUUCGAUGCAACAGAUACCUUGACACCUUGGUCAUCACAGACAAGAAGACAGAGAAACUGAAGCAGUCCCUGCCUGAGGUUUGGCAGUGA
Messenger RNA from Rhinolophus ferrumequinum (greater horseshoe bat), 192 nucleotides. Its product is annotated as 60S ribosomal protein L38-like. NCBI's taxonomy places the organism in Eukaryota, Metazoa, Chordata, Mammalia, Chiroptera, Rhinolophidae. The coding region runs from base 1 to 192 and encodes 63 amino acids. The record is from RefSeq and is a predicted model, not a curated record. Gene Ontology annotation, biological process: translation; protein-RNA complex assembly. The transcript has a single exon. Gene Ontology annotation, molecular function: structural constituent of ribosome. Gene Ontology annotation, cellular component: ribosome; cytosolic large ribosomal subunit.